Molecule: messenger RNA, 2821 nt
Organism: Ictalurus furcatus (blue catfish)
Lineage: Eukaryota; Metazoa; Chordata; Actinopteri; Siluriformes; Ictaluridae
Gene: tmem47
Product: transmembrane protein 47
Exons: 3
Coding region: 153-716 (187 amino acids)
Biological process (GO): cell-cell adhesion
Cellular component (GO): membrane; cell-cell junction
Source: RefSeq, a predicted model, not a curated record
GCGCGACCAUCCGCCUGAUUCCCACCCUUGCGCUCUCUCCGCCUUUCGUCCUUGCGCGCGGAGCCUCACAGCCGCAGCAUCACCACCGCGCCGUCGGCCCGCGAGCGCGCCUGAGCGCCGAAGAGAGCGAGCCCCCCAGCCGCCGCCCCCCCAUGCUGAUGGCCUCGUCCGCGAGCGGCACGGAGGAGGCGCGCGGUGCGGCGUCCUCGUCGGCGCCCACGCCCCUCAAGCUGGUGGGCCUGGUGUGCGUGUUCCUGGCACUAUGCCUAGACGUGGGCGCCGUGCUGAGCCCCGCGUGGGUCACCGCCGACCAGCAGUACUACCUGUCCCUGUGGGAGUCGUGCUGGAAGUCCGCCGGCGCGAGCGCGUGGCAGUGUAGCGGCACGCUGAACACGGAUUGGCAGAUCGCCACGUUGGCGCUGUUGCACGGAGGAGCCUUCCUCAUCCUCAUCUCCUUCAUGGUGGCCCUGGUCUCCGUGUGCACGUGCAGCAGGAGGCGUUUCUACAGACCCGUCGCCGUCAUGCUGUUCGCCGCAGUUGUCCUGCAGGCCUGUAGCUUGGUCCUGUUCCCCAUCAAGUUCAUCGAGACGAUCAGCUUGCGAAUAUACCACGAGUUCAACUGGGGUUACGGCUUGGCCUGGGGCGCCACCAUCUUCUCGUUUGGGGGAGCCAUCCUGUACUGCCUGAACCCCAAGAACUACGACGACUACUACUGACCCACCCUGAUGCACGACUCCGCCCCUUUAACCCCUUCCCUCACCGACACCCCUUCCCCACUCCCACCGUACGACGCUCUUUCGCAUUCCCAACAGCUCACGCACCGAACUUUUAUUUGCUUCCUGAGAAACAAAAAAAAAAAACACGCAAACUGGGUGCGGAGCCCGUCCGAUUCCGGACCGACCAGUCUCACGCCGACAACCGCCCUGAGUUCUUUCAUCAUCAUCAUCAUCAUCAUCCUUUUAGGGUUCCCUAUUAAAGUGUCACUCUGUUCCCUCUGUUCUCAUCUCUCCAUCACAUUUCCGAAUGCACCGAUCCGUCUCUGAUCUUUAAGCAUCGGGCCCCGGGGAGAUCUCCGGAAGCACUCAUGUGCCGAUCCCUGCGGAGCGCUCCAUCUGGAACGGGGUUUAGCAUCGGACCUGCUGCAUGCGCACACACUUACAGCUCCACUUACACACAGAUCACGCAGAGUGUGUUAGGUUUCUGUAAAGAGAAAGCACAACACGGAACAUAUGCUAACCUUAGUUCACACUAGCGAGCGACAAGCCUGUAAUAGCUAUAUCGAGCUCUUAUAUACCGCUAUUACUAUUUAAACAAAUUAAACGACGCACUAAUCGGUGUGAAGGUUGUUUCUUCGAUUUACGACGACGCUACGAUUUUCGAUUAGAUUAGCAGACCAGGCUAACUCUACUAGCUACGAAGACUGACCGGUUAACGCACCGACGAUCUGUCUUUGCUACAAGUGUUGUUUUUCUUCGUAAUGUCUCUGCACGCGUUUGUACACGUUUGACUCGUACCUCGUUUGCAUACAGUUGAGAAAAUCGUAACUAAACUGCGAGUCGCGGCUCUGUGUCGCGCACGUGUGUAAAAUUAACAGCCGCGUGGCGCUUCGGGGCUUGCUAGUGUGAACGUAGGGUUACGGUGUGAGCACAUGGAGAGCGUGAGGGAGAUUUUCGGGGUCCGCGAAGUUCGGCGAAGUGACUAUGAUCGGAGGCGUUACGAAGAUUCUAACACUGGAAUGGUUUGUAGUUCCUGGACAGCAGGGUGCAAAAGUCUGAGUGCAAACGUCUCUACGCAGACAUUCUGUUCACACGUUAUUUCCACAAAGCCUGAGACGGCAGGACCGUGUCAGAGUCGUUAAGUACCUGACUGACUAGUUUUCGCUAACUUGCUAGUUUUACAGCUGAAUCACGGUCUAUAUUUGUCAUAUAAGGAUAUCCUCAAACAAUCGACAGCUUCUUUAACGUUGGCUAGCUAGUUCCUAAUAUCGGUUCGUUAGCUAGCUAGCUAUAUAUUAGCAUAUCUUCUAACAAAUGUGAUUUUCUCUAAAGUUAGCGAGCUGGAUUUCCCGUGAGACAUUUCGUAGCGUUUGCGAACUAGCUUGCUAUCUUUGUAUUCGGAUAUCUUCUAACAAAUACAGUUUUCAAAUACACUAGCGAGUUAUGCUGUUGGAGAUUAACUAAUGUUUGGUAACCAGCUAGCUAUGUUUAUAUUAGCGUAGCCUUUAACAAAUGGGAUUUUCUCUAAAGUUCGCUAGCUAGUUAUGCUGUUGGACAUUAGCUCGUGCUUGAUGAAUAGCAUUAGCCAGCUGGCUAGUCUUUAUGUGGAACUUUUUUCCGUUGUAGUAGGGAGUAUCUUCUAACAAAUACACCUUUCUCUGAUGUUAGCUGAAGGGUUUGCUAUGGCACUUUCCUUAACAUUUGUUAGCUAGCUAGUUUGCCGUUGGACAUUUUCUAACGUGAGCAAUCUAUCUAUCAUUAUAUUAGUACUGUUUAUCCUUUAACAAAUGGGAUGUUAUCUGAUGUUCUUCUAAUCUGAUGCUAAUCUAGAUCUCCGUGUAGCUUUUUCUCCCUUGUUUGAUCUUAGCUAGCUGACUUUUUAUGGGCAUAUCCUCUAACAAAGGGGAUUUACACUAAUGUUAGCUAGCUAGUUUUGCUAUGAGACAACUGUAAUGUUUAGUUAAUUUGAUAGAUUUGUAUAUUUUCUCUCAGGUUAGCUAGUUAGUUUGGCUGUGAAAUAUGAAUUGUUAACAUCAGGCAGCUUUGUGUGCGGAUAUCCUCAUAUGUAUCCAUCAGAUAUUAUUUAGCUAGCUGACUUUUUAUUU